Dreissena polymorpha is the source of this 9769-nucleotide messenger RNA. Its product is annotated as high-affinity choline transporter 1-like. Gene Ontology annotation, molecular function: choline:sodium symporter activity. Gene Ontology annotation, biological process: acetylcholine biosynthetic process; transmembrane transport; choline transport. The transcript has 10 exons. Bases 79 to 1845 code for a protein of 588 amino acids. NCBI's taxonomy places the organism in Eukaryota, Metazoa, Mollusca, Bivalvia, Myida, Dreissenidae. The record is from RefSeq and is a predicted model, not a curated record. Gene Ontology annotation, cellular component: plasma membrane.
UUUUUUUUCUUGUGGGUAAUUCAGCAUUUGCAAACAUUUUGUAAAUAAUCACAUUGCUUUAUCUGCAAAGUAUAAAUCAUGGCUGUGAACAUCGCUGGGCUCAUUGUGCUGGUUGUAUUCUACCUUAUCAUCCUCAUUGUGGGCGUGUUGGCUGCAAGACGGAAAGGCCUUACUGGCAGGCCCACUCUCGAGUCAUCCAUCGUUGCCGACCGCAACAUCAGCACCCUUGUGGGCAUCUUCACCAUGACAGCUACAACUGUUGGAGGUGGUUACAUAAAUGGAACUGCCGAAUCCAUAGCAACAGCAGGGCUGGUGUGGACACUGGCUCCACUGGGAAUUUUCAUCGGUCUUAUAAUAGGUGGUGUGGUGUACGCAGGUCCCAUGCGUGAACACCGCUACAUGACGAUGUUGGACCCGUUCAAUGAGAGGUUUGGUGGUGUUGUCGUGGUGCUGGUCUAUAUGGCCUCUCUCUGUGGAGACCUGUUCUGGACUGCCUCCAUCCUCUCAGCUCUAGGAACCAGUCUCAGUGUGAUUGUUAACCUUGACCUCACCGUUGCCAUAGUGACCUCGGCAGGGGUCACAGUGUUCUACACAAUGAUUGGUCAGAUGAUAAGUGUAGCCUAUACAGAUGUGGUACAGCUCAUCUUCAUCGUGUUCGGACUGUGUCUAAGUGUACCGUUUGUGUUGACCAAUGAGAAUGUAGGCAGCAUUGAUACGCUCACCAACGAUUGGCUGGGGAAACUGGACACGCCCUCGCUUCCACAGUGGAUAGACCUGCUCAUUGCUAUGACAUUUGGCACCAUUCCUUGGCAGGCGUAUUUCCAGCGUGUGUUGUCGGUACGCAGCGGUCGCCAGGCACAGAUCCUCUCUGUGGCAGGGGCGUGUGCAGCUUUUGUCUUGGUCGUACCCUCCAUCUUGAUAGGGGCUGCUGGAAAAUCUGCAGAUUGGAACGCUACCCGACUGGGUGUAUCGCCGCUGGACAUUGGUCAGGGAAGUGCAAUACUGCCCCAUGUGCUGAAUGAGUUCACACCACCAGCCGUCUCCAUACUGGGCCUAGGCGCCAUCUCAGCAGCAGUGAUGUCAUCCAUGGACAGCUCUGUACUUGGCUCCAGCUCUAUGUUUACAUUCAACGUUUAUAAAAACAUCCUUAGAAACAAGGCCUCAGAAAGGGAGCUACUUUGGGUUCAGCGUCUCGUGAUCCUCAUUGUGGGUGCCAUGGCAACAACAAUCUCCAUCUUUGUACCCAUCAUAUAUGGGCUCUUCAUUCUUGCAGCCGACAUCGUCUUCGUCAUUGUUCUUCCACAGCUGACGUGUGCUCUGUUUUUGAAGUUCACGAACGCGUACGGGGCAUUUCUGGGUUUCCUCACAGGUGCAGUUUUGCGGCUCGGAGCUGGUGAACCGUAUUUGAAAUUUGAGCCGAUCAUAAAAUACCCCUGGUUUGAUAACAAUAUAGGGCAAGUUUUUCCAUUUAGAACAUUUUCCAUGGUCAUGUCCUUCUCAAUCAUUAUUGUCGUAUCUUUAAUCACUAAUGUUUUGUUUUUAAAAGAAGUCUUCCCAAAGAGUUGUGAUAUAUUCGGAAUAUUAAAAAGAAUGAAGCAUUCGUACAAUCCGGCGCCGACAUGUGAGUUGACUGAAGUUCCCCAGUCCAAUUCAGCCACACAGUUGUGUCGCUGUCCAGACAGGAAUGUGCCCUGUAAUCACGAAAAACAGUCUGGUGACCUCUCCUCAAAUGAUCUCUCCAGUGGGUCACAUGACAUAUCAUGUGACCAUGGUUGUGAGAAGACUGGUUCCCAGCAAUGGUCCCCUGCACCAGUAGAAGCGGGUAACCUGGGCACAAAAUUAUAGGUAUUUGGACGUGUUCUCAGCAUUAACCCCCUGUCAACUUUAGAGGCUGGAAAACAGGGCGCACAAUACAAGGUUUUUGAUCUGGAUCCCAGCACUGGUCUCCUGCCAACUGUUUGCCAGCAGAUGCUGGCAAACAGGGCACAAAAUUAUAGUUGUCUCUGAUGAUCUGCAUUCAAGGUUAUGUGUAGUAAUGUAUAUCAUUUCCUGCCAAAAUCACCCAAUAAACAGAGAAAACCGAACUGUUUUCCACUUUGUUGAAUGCAGAAGACACUCAUAAUAUCAUUCAUUUUAUUCUUCUUUGUGAUGCAUAAUGAUUUUCAUGGGGAUACAUAUUAAAUUUAUCCUCUGAAAAUGGACUUUUUACCUGCAUUAAGUGGAAGUCAUAUUUAAGUUUAUUAAUAAUCAUCUUUAAAAUAGCACUAAUUUUAUUCUAAUUAUGAUGCUAGUCACAGAAUCUUGUUUUACUUACAUAUAUUGCCUGGCCACAGACACUAGUAUUAUUUUAUGAAGAAUAUUAAAACAGAAGAAAGUUAAAUGUAUUCAUACUGAUAUUUCAGUAUUGUGUUACCUCUUUUUUUCUACAUAAAAUAAAGUGAAAACUGUAUUUCAGUGUUAUUUGGACCUUAUUUCAAUAUGUUCAUUUUUUUGCCCACCCCUGUAUUUUUAUUUUGUAAGCGUUUCAAUAUGUCUAUCUUGCUACCUAACCCUAUCUUGUGCUUAGUCAUGAAGUCUUACAAUUUCAUUUGUUUAAUGACUGUAUAUAUCAUAAACUUGUUCCCCCAAUGUAGGUAUGCAAUAUCUCGAUCUAUUGUGCAAGCAUGCUCUGUCAUGUUCUGUACUUUACCCUUGUUCUGGGAAAACUGGGCUUAAUGCGUGCACGGACAACACUUAACGCAUAUGCAUUAAACACAGAUUUUCCAGAACGAAUCUCAAUUAAGGUCUCUGUCAUUUUCAGUCCUAUAGGUGUGAUCUGUCAUUUAUACAAUAUACAUUUCUAUAUGCAAUAAGCUGUGAACAAAGCAUCAAUUGACAUGCAUCUUUCUGUAUUCAAUUUUAUCAUUGUAUGUGUUCAUGGGUGUAUAUAUCACUCUACACUUUGUUGACAGAACACCACUGUACACAUUACAUUGUUACCUCUUUCAGGAACACUUUGGCUUGUUUGCAGAACAUUUUAUGCAGAGUGUCUUCAUUUCUAAGGGCAUUUAUUAAACAACUGGGUUCCAAAGAUUAUUUUAUAUUUAUAUAAGUUUUAUCAUGUAUGUUGUUUUCCUUUAUAGUGCUUGCAUCAUAUGUUUUCCUUUUGCUUGCUUGAAUCAUGUAUGCUGUUUUUCUGUGUUUUGCUUGCAUCAUUAAUGCUAUUUUCCUGUUUCUAGCUUGCAUCAUGAAUGCUGUUUUCCUCCAUCUUGCUUGUUUUAUGUACAUGUUGUUUUCAUUUCUCUUGCUUGCAUCAUUUAUUCUAUUUUCCUUUUAUCUUGCUGGCAUCAUGUAGGCUGUUUUCCAUUAUCUUGCUUGCAUAAUGUAUGUUGUUUUCCUUUUUAUUGCUUGGGUUUCUUAAUUAUAAGGAUUAUACAUAUAACUUGUAUUGUACAUUUAUAUGUAUAACUGUUUGAUCUGUUGAACACCAUGUUUUUAUUUACAAGUUAAUGUCUUUUUACUGAGUUGUUUGGUUGUCAAGUUCUUGUUUGAAUCAGAGGCAGGUUUUUGAUAGUAUUUAAUUAUACAUUUGUUGCUUAUGUUUUUUUUGCUCCCCUAAGCAAGAAUUGCUAAAUUUGGAGCUUUUUUGAUUGCCGUAUGUCCAGCAUCAUUUGUCAUGCAGUGUGUGAUGUGUGUUGUCAACUUGGAGCUAAUUACAACUCCAGAUAGACAUUUUUAAUUCAAUCUUGAUAGAAAGUGUUCACAGUGUCUAUGUGGAUAAUAUCUAGGUCUAGUGUGAAUCUGGGUUAUGUGCAUCCAAAAACUAAUAAGGUUAUAAGGUCAUAUCUAAACCCUUUGCAUGCUGGGAAAUUUGUUGUCUGCUAAAAUGCUGUCUGCUGAAUUUCUAAAAUGCGCAUUUUCUUCGAUUUUUUUCAAAGAAUACUAUCAGAAUAGCAAACAGUUUGGAUCCUGAUGAGACGCCACGUUCUGUGGCUGUGGCAUCUCAUCUGGAUCCAAACUGUUUGCAAAGGCCUUCAAAAUUCAGUUCCAGCACUGAAAGUGUUAAAAAACUCUUUACCACUAGAGUUAGGAACAUUUUCAACUCAAUAUUGAUGAAACUUGCUCAGAAUGUUGGUUUUGACCUUAGCAAGGCCCAGUCAUAUUAAGGUCAUGAAUAUAUCUUGGUCAUGUAAGUUUAAAUCUUAGAAAAAUCUAGUCAUAAAUAAGGUUUAUGUAGUAAUAUGUAUCAACACCUGUUCAUAAUAUUGAACACAUGUUACUGUCCCCUGACUGCAAUGUAUACAGUUGUAUGAUGAUAAUUAUUUUUACUUGUGUGAAUCAUUUAUAAUGUAUUAUUGUUUUAUUAAGGUUCUAUUGUUUUUAUGCCCCCUUUAAAAGAAUGCAGCAUGAAGUCGUCACACUGUACGCUUUUCCGUCUUUAUGUAUGUGCAAAAUGUCUUGCCUCGGCCAUAACUUAGCCAUAAAUUGAUGAAUUUUUUCAUGUCUUGACGCAAAUGUCCAUUAUCAGAAGGCGAAGUCUCACGUGUAGCAGCAGUCUCCCCACCUCAAAGGUCAAGGUCACGCUUAAGAGUUCAUGGAUCAAAUUUUGCCAUAAAACAGCUAGUUCAGACUGUGACUUUUUCAUAAAUCAUUCUAUUUUAUUAUAAAUUACCACAAAUAACCUCAAAGGUCAAGGUGAAAUGUAGGGGUAAAAAGUAUCAUUUAGACAUUAUGAGGUAAGUUUGACAUCAGAGGAGUUUUGGCACAUUAGUGGAAAGUAGGUGCAUCCAUGCGUAAUGGACACAUUUCUUAUUUAUUGAGGUCUAGCCCAUUGUUCUCUCACUGAGUUUACGCCUUCUAUCAGGACAAGUCUUCAACAAUUAGUUUCCAUGAACUUAGGUGAGAAUUUAAGGACCUUUGUGGCCCUCUUUUUAUGCCCCCGGUAGGGCGUCAAACUUUAACAUUUGCCAUUACUUUUGCAAUAUUGCAUGUGAAUCUCAUGAAGCUGCACAUUUUGAAUGGUGGAAGUUCAAGGUCAAGGUCAUCCUUCAAGGUCAAAGGUAAAAAAACAACAUUUUUCAAAGCGGCGCAAUAGGGGGCAUUGUGCUUCUGACGAACACCUUAAUUGUUCAACUUGUGCUGAUAUACUGGAAGAUGUUGGUGCUGUUGUUAGUUGCUUUAUUUAUUUGCUGUACUUAUUUCAAAUCAGGGAAGGCGUCAAUUACUUAUGAGUUAGUUUUGGAUGCAAGUUUGUAAAAUAUAAACAUAACAAUUCAUCUGUUUUGACAAUGGAUGUGAGUUUGAAAAUAUGAUAAAGUAUUUUAAACUAUACAAGAUAAAUUAAAAUUUUAAAUGGAAUAUCCUCUAAAUCUUUAUACAUAUCAGAGCAUUGAAUAAUCUCUUGUUUCAUGCAUGUAUGAAAUCUCAAAGAUAACUUUGUACAUAGCCAAAAAUAUAAUCAUACUAAAUUUACUACAACGGCUUAAUUUUCUGAACCUGCAAAUGUUUUCCUAAGGGCAAUAUUUUUCUAAAUAAAAAAAUAAAUGUUUUACUGACCUAUUGCAAAAUGAGACCUUUACCUGAAUGCUAUGUUACCAUUAAUAAAUACGUGUUUAUUAAAAUAUAACAUGUUUUUGGAAUGUAUAAUAUUGCAUAAGCUGUUGAUGUGCCCCCUCCCAUGUAUCUAUACUAUCCAGCAUUCGUGCCAAUCUGUAUGUGAACCUUUCUGGUCAUUAUUUAUUUUGAUAAAAGAAUCUUAAGUUUGAACUUCUUGUAUUCACUUAUUUUGAAAGAAGAAUGUAAGAUAUUUAUAAAAAUUGUAUUCUUGCUUUAUGCCUGCAAAAGUUUUUGUUCUGGUGUAUGAUUUUAAGUUUUGAUUUACCUUUACCUAUACUUGUUUGGAUAUAUGACAUUGUUUUGUUAAGUAUUUUACAGCAUUUUAUGUAACUGUUGACAAGAAUCUAGAAAAUUUAUUGUUGUUAAAUAAAUAUCCCAAUUUUUUAAUGCAUAAUUAUUGCUUUGCUGAUGCUGUUUACUUGUUAGCUCACCUGUCACGAAGUGACAUGGUGAGCUUAUGUGACCGUGUGAUGUCCGGCGUCCGUCGUGCGUGUGUGCAUGCGUCCGUCAACAAUUUGUUCGUGUAGACAGUAGAGGUCACAGUGUUAAUCCAAGCUUUAUGAAAUUUGGUCAGAAUGUUUAUCUUGAUGAAAUCUGGGUUGGGAUUGUAUUUGGGUCAUCUGGGGUCAAAAACUAGGUCACUAGGUCAAAUAAUAGAAAAACCUUGUGUAGACAAUAGAGGUCACAGUUUUCAUCCAAUCUUUAUGAAAUUUGGUCAGAAUGUUUAUAGUGAUGAAAUCUGGGUUUGGAUUGUAUUUGGGUCAUCUGGGGUCAAAAACUAGGUCACUAGGACAAAAAAUAGAAAAAACCUUGUGUAGACAAUAGAGGUCACAGUUUUCAUCCAAUCUUUAUGAAAUUUGGUCAGAAUGUUUAUCUUAAUGAAAUCUGGGCUGGGAUUGUAUUUGGGUCAUCUGGGGUCAAAAACUAAAUCAUUAGGUCAAAUAUUAGAAAAACCUUGUGUAGACAAUAGAGGUCACAGUUUUCAUUAGAUCUUAAUGAAAUAUGGUCAGAAUGCUUGUCUUGUUAAAAUCUGGGUUUGGAUUGAAUUUGGGUCAUCUGGGGUCAAAAAAUAGGUCACUAGGUCAAAUUUAAAAAAAUAUCGACAGUAGAGGUCACAGAUUUCAUCCAAACUUAAUUAAAUUUGGCCAGAAUGUUAAUCUUGAUGAAAUCUGGGCUGGGAUUGUAUUUGGGUCAUAGUUUUUAUCUGAUCUUAAUGAAAUAUGGUCAGAAUGUUUAUCUUGAUAAUAUCUGAUUUUGGAUCGUAUAUGGGUCAUCUGCGGUCAAAAAUUAGGUCACUGGGCCAAUUCUAGUAAAACCUUGUGAAGAUGAAAGAGGCCACAGUUUUUGUCACGUCUUAAUAAACAUUUGUCAGAAUUUAUUAAUUAAUGAAAUCUGGCUUGGGAUUGUAUAUGGGUCUGAUAGAAUUUAAGUUGAUGUGAGCGAUUCAGGGCCAUCAUGGCCCUCUUGUUUUAUUGUUUAAGUAGUUUUCCUUUUAUACACGUAGAUUUACUAUGUUAUUUUGUUUCUUUUGUGAAAUCUUUUUUCAAUGAAAGAUAUUAUAUUUUGUGUCUCAUUGUAUUGUAUUCUACACUUUUUGCUUACCCAAUACUUGUUUAUACUUUAUACUUGCUCAUGGUGAGCUUUUGUGAUCACAUUUUGUCCAUCGUUUUCCCUGUGUGAAUACUCCAGAGGCCACAUUUGUAUCCCAAUCCUAAUCAAAAUUGGUCAGAAACAUUCGCCCCAAUGAUACAUGUAUGUCGGACCACUUCAACACUGGGUCACCUGGGGUAAAAACUAGGUCACUAGGUAAAAUGAAAGAUAAGAUGUAUCUGCUGAAUUCGGAAAUGGUUCUGAUCUGUUUGAAAACAUGCUACCAUGGGUGGGGCCUUUUAUGCCCCCCUUCGAAGAAGAGGGGGUAUAAUGUUUUGCUCAUGUCUGUCCGUCUGUCCGUUGGUCUGUCCACCGUGUGGUUUCCGGAUGAUAACUCAAGAACGCUUAGGCCUAGGAUCAUAAAACUUCAUAGGUACAUUGAUCAUGACUGUCAGAUGGCCCUUAUUGAUUUUCAGGUUACUUGGUCAAAGGUCAAGGUCACAGUGACUCGAAAUAGUAGAAUGGUUUCCAGAUGAUAACUCAAGAAUGCUUACGCCUAGGAUCAUGAAACUUCAUAGGUACAUUGAUAAUGACUGGCAGAUGACCCCUAUUGAUUUUCAGGUCACUAGGUCAAAGGUCAAGGUCACAGUGACUCGAAAUAGUAAAAUGGUUUCCGGAUGAUAACUCAAGAAUGCUUACGCCUAGGAUCAUGAAACUUCAUAGAAACAUUGAUCAUGACUGGCAGAUGACCCCUAUUGAUUUUCAGGUCACUAGGUCAAAGGUCAAGGUCACUGACUCGAAACAGGAAAAUGGUUUCCAGAUGAUAACUCAAGAAUGCUUACGCCUAGGAUCAUGAAACUUCAUAGGUACAUUGAUCAUGACUGGCAGAUGACCCCUAUUGAUUUUCAGGUCACUAGAUCAAAGGUCAAGGUCACAGUGACUUGAAACAGUAAAAUGGUUUCCGGAUGAUAACUCAAGAAUGCUUACCCCUAGGAUCAUGAAACUUCAUGGGAACAUUGAUCAUGACUGGCAGAUGAAUCCUAUUGAUUUUCAGGUCACUAGGUCAAAGGUCAAGGUCACAGUUACUCGAAAUAGUGAAAUGGUUUCCGGAUAACUCAAGAAUGCUUGCACCUAGGAUCAUGAAACUUCAUAGGUUCAUUGAUCAUGACUGGCAGAUGACCCCUAUCAAUUUUCAGGUCACUAGGUCAAAGGUCAAGGUCACAGUGACUCGAAACAGUAAAAUGGUUUCCUGAUGAUAACUCAAGAUUAAUUAGGCCUAGGAUCAUGAAACUUCAAAGGUACAUUGAUCAUGACUGGCAGAUGACCCCUAUUGAUUUUCAGGUCACUAGGUCAAGGUCACAGUGACAAAAAACAUAUUCACACAAUGGCUGCCACUACAACUGACAGCCCAUAUGGGGGCAUGCAUGUUUUACAAACAGCCCUUGUUUCAAAUGUCUGUAGUGAAACUUGGUUAACACUACCCUUUAAGUAAGUUAAGCUGAUUCAGUCUCAGGUGAGUGCCUUUGGGCAUUAUUUUCCUCUUUUUUCACUUAGUGUUUCUGCUAAACUGCCGAAAUAUGUCCAAGUGUACAAAUGUGGUACAUCAGUAAGAGCAUUCCAUUCAUAUCAUGUGUUCUAAUGGAAGUUUGUAGCUAACUAUACUGGAUUUUUUUUGCCAGCUAUAAUGUAUUUGUUCAUAUUGUUGGUUGCUAUAAUGUAUUUGUUCAUAUUGUUGGUUGCUAUCAUGUAUCCGUUCAUAUUGUUGGUUGCAGAUUCUACAAUUGUUUGUGUUAGCAAUUGAAGUAUUUUUAUGACUGAAAUAAAUAAAAAUUGUUUUUAAUGCAUUUCAUUGACAACUCACAUUAUUUUAGCUUUACUGAGCAUUUUUGUCUAUCAUCAACAUACCUCAGGAAAACUCUAGACAUUUUUGUGCUCAAUCAUAGGGUCAUAAGGAAGCUGUGCUCAAUCAUAGGGUCAUAAGGAAGCUUGGUCUGAAUAUUUAAAUAGUAAAUAUUUCAGGGAGGGGGGGGGGGUCGGUUCUAUUUUUGUUCAAAAACCUAAGAACAUCAUAGAAAUCACUGAAAUGCUGAAUGUCAGAAACGUGGUCAAACUGUUUGAACUUGUUACAAAAUUCGUGUACAAUAUUUAUUGCGCAUUUAUUGCUCAAUGUUAACAGAACAUUUGUCUUGUCACAGGGUUGUCUCGACCCAAUUAGAAACUUGUUAUGAAACUAGGUUAAGUUGAAAAUGCUUUAAAACAGUUGCAAACGUAAACUGUUUAUUUGUCUUAAUGAGUUUUGAAUGGAGUUAUAAAAUGUUUCCACUGCCUUUACAAGUAAAGCCACCAGAUGACAUGACUAAUUUCAUUAUAGUGUUCUUAGUCUUUAAUAAGAUAAGACUUCUAUUUACUUAGGUUUCAGUAGGUCAAAGGUCAAUGUCCCAGUCCAGGGUCACUUAUAUAAAAAUUUGCUUCCGUUGAGUAUGUUAAUAGCUGUUUUUUUUGUAGAACAUUCAUAUUUCUCAAAGCAGUUCGUCUAUUUGAAUACAAGAAUCUUCUAUAUUUUGAAUAAAGUUGGGCAAAGGUC